AUGUUUGACUGGUUAAUGGGUCAUAUUUUGUUCUUCACUCCCCUCGUCCUCAUUCAAGAAAAACCUUUGCUCCCACCAAAUUUCCCGUCGAUGACAAUAUUCGUCGCAAUCAAAGUUCACUUCCAAGGUGUGUUCAUCAACAUGCAUUUUUGCUACUCUGAUGAUAUUUCUCAUAUGUUCAAGAAUAUCGAUUUUGCUGGUAUUCUCUGA
Lactuca virosa is the source of this 210-nucleotide messenger RNA. The record is from the annotation of a GenBank genome assembly. NCBI's taxonomy places the organism in Eukaryota, Viridiplantae, Streptophyta, Magnoliopsida, Asterales, Asteraceae.